AUGGCAUUUACUACUCUCUUGCUUGAUGCUGGAAUGAAUGAAGUUUACUCUCUCAACAAUGAUGAAAUUGAAUCUCUCACCUUGGAUGAGCUACAUAUUGAUAUAAACUUGAUUGAGGUUUCGGCUCAAGGUGUUGAGGAGGGGCACAUUAUCUUUAUAGUAGCUAGAGCUCAUAGGACUGUAAUUCAGGAUGUUCUAAUCUACAUGGAUUUCAAUGGAAAUCAAUUUUUGCAUCAAGUUAACAAAGAGACUCCUAAUAUGGUAUUCCCUCUUUGCAAAUGCAUAGAGGAUGUUAGUAGAAAGGUUCAGGCAGUGCUUGAUAAGUUUGCUAAGCGCAAACUUUAA
Molecule: messenger RNA, 345 nt
Organism: Gastrolobium bilobum
Lineage: Eukaryota; Viridiplantae; Streptophyta; Magnoliopsida; Fabales; Fabaceae
Product: plasma membrane ATPase-like
Exons: 2
Coding region: 1-345 (114 amino acids)
Source: RefSeq, a predicted model, not a curated record